AAGUGGUCGACCAGAAGGCUGUGUAUUUCUUCAACCUGACUUCUAUGCAGGAUUCAGAAAUGAUCCUCUCGGCCACAUUCCACUUCUACUCAGAACCUCGGUGGCCCCGGGCACGAGAGGUGCCAUGCAAGCAGCGGGCCAAGAACGCACCCUGCCGCCUCCUGCCCCCGGGCCUGCCCGCACACCAACACCUGCUCUUCCGCAGUCUCUCGCAGAACACAGCCACGCAGGGGCUGCUCCGUGGGGCCAUGGCCCUGGCGCCCCCGCCACGGGGCCUGUGGCAGGCCAAGGACAUCUCCCCCAUCAUCAAGGCAGCCCGCCAGGAUGGCGAGCUGCUCCUCUCUGCCCAGCUGGAUCCUGGGGAGAAGGCCCCAAGGGUGUCCAGGCCAAGCCCCCACGCACCUUACAUCCUCAUCUACGCUGAUGACCUGGCCAUCUCAGAGCCCAAUAGUGUGGCAGUGACGCUGCAGAGAUAUGACCCCUUCCAGGCUGGAGACCCGGAGCCUGGCGCAGCCCCCAACAGCUCAGCAGACCCCCGGGUCCGCCGGGCCACGCAGGCCACCGGGCCCCUCCAGGACAAUGAGCUGCCAGGUCUGGACGAGAGGCCGGCGCACGCCCCCCACGCCCAGCACUACCACAAACACGAACUGUGGCCUGGCCCCUUCCGGGCCCUGAAGCCACGGCCAGGGCGCAAGGACCGCAGGAAGAAGGGCCAAGAUAUGUUCACGGCCUCCUCAAGGGUGCUGGACUUUGACGAGAAGACGAUGCAGAAAGCCCGGAGGAAGCAGUGGGCCGAGCCAAGGGUCUGCUCCCGCAGGUAUCUGAAGGUGGACUUCGCAGACAUCGGGUGGAAUGAAUGGAUCAUCUUGCCCAAAUCCUUCGACGCCUACUACUGUGCGGGGGUGUGCGAGUUCCCCAUGCCCAAGAUUGUCCGCCCAUCCAAUCACGCCACCAUCCAGAGCAUCGUCAGGGCUGUGGGCAUUGUCCCGGGCAUCCCAGAGCCUUGUUGUGUUCCCGACAAGAUGAACUCUCUUGGGGUCCUCUUCCUGGAUGAGAACCGGAACGUGGUUCUGAAGGUGUACCCCAACAUGUCUGUGGAGACCUGUGCCUGCCGGUAAGACCAGCCACUCUGGGAUGGAAGGAAACUCCGUCCCGCUCCACACCCAGCAGGGCAGCAUCCUCAGGGCCUUCUGGGAUGAGGGCUUCGUGAGGGGUACAGCUGCAUAUGCGAGCAGAGCUCACAGGCACCCUUGCCGGGUCCCAGAAAGAUCUGUCCCCCCGGGGCCCAUCCCGGGGUCUCUCAUUGCUGAUGACUUAGCCCCCUACACGCCAGUCUGAAUCUCCUGAAGGAAUCCGGGAAUUAUCCCUCACCUGAAGGCUGCUCAUCGUCCAUCCCUUCUGCUCUGAAGACCUGAAAGCCGAACGGGUCCACCAUGUUGGCUUUUGUGACCCAUCCUCUCAUCACUGGGAAAGAAGGCUGAAGAUGUGAGGGGACCUGCUCUCUUCACAAGGGAAGAACCUCUGUCUAAACAGUCCGUUGAAAACACGUUGGGCCACAUAUUGAUACUGAAACGCAGCACCUAAAUAAUGGCAUGAACUUUGAAACUCCGCUGCAAAAGCUUUCACACAUACAGUAUGCACAUAUAACCAAUCGUGGUUUCUUUUUCUUAAUAUAUAUUUUAUUUUAAAACAAAGAGGAGGGAGUGGACACCAUUCCCCACAGAGGUAAUCAGGCUGGUUAAGUGUGCAUUGUUUAAACAUGUUUAUUGAAAUAACACAUGCAGUAAUAUGUUGGAAUACUAAAAAAUAACCAAGAUUUUUAUAUUUUUGUAAAUUAUACUUUCUAUCCUGUAGAUUGUGUAUGUUAUGUGUUUUUAUGGAAAGCUAAUAAAUUAAAGGUACAGUGGUA
Leptonychotes weddellii (Weddell seal) is the source of this 1909-nucleotide messenger RNA. The record is from RefSeq and is a predicted model, not a curated record. Lineage: Eukaryota; Metazoa; Chordata; Mammalia; Carnivora; Phocidae.